Molecule: messenger RNA, 1348 nt
Organism: Papilio polytes (common Mormon)
Lineage: Eukaryota; Metazoa; Arthropoda; Insecta; Lepidoptera; Papilionidae
Exons: 2
Coding region: 33-1079 (348 amino acids)
Source: RefSeq, a predicted model, not a curated record
AUGGUCGUGGCGGGUUGUAGGUCACGUUAAAAAUGAGCUUGAAAAACGCGGCAAAAAUGACCCAACGGGAGAAAUUCGAGUUAAUUAAUUCGGAAGUGCGUUCUUUUUACGAGUAUUGUAAGGAGGCUGGAAUAUCAGAUGAGGAUAUGGACAUAAUAUGUCGCCCAUUAACAUCGGCCGUGAGGAAAGCAUCCAUUAAGAGAUGGACCCGCACGAUUUUAUGUGUAGUGAUGGUGUUGGCUAUUGGAUAUACUGUGAGCCAGACAGACAGUUUCCAGUGGCAUGCGGCUGCCCUCGCCAGAAUGAUGUUAAUCCGACUGCUUCCAAUCUGGGACUGGACUCCGCUGUAUUACAAUAAAUGUCUGAUCGAGAGGUCGCAGCCCCACAACUUGGACAACGAUUUGAUUUCACCUACGGAUUGUAUAUCAUGUGAAUCCAUCCAGACAAUCGCCCGCGUUACUGAUUCCAAUUACAACGAGGUAUUCAACCACCAUCUAGUGCGAGGUGCACCCGUCAUCGUCGAGGACGCGCACUACGACUGGUCACUGUCCCGGGACCUCAACCUGACUAGCUUCAUCGGCGACGACGGCCGCCUGCGAGACUCUGUACCCUGCCGCGUCCUCACCAACAUCCGCCUCGGCCGACAACCCAUGGACCUUGAGGAGAUCGUCUCCAGAAUCACCAGCACCAACAUACCUAGCUGGUUCGUGCACUUCCAGAACUGCGAUAUCCGCGCCGUCAAGUCCUUCCGACUCCUCGCACCCAGACCUUACUUCCUCUCCCCCCACAUCCCCCCUUCGCACUUCAAUUGGUUACUCCUCUCUAAAAAUUAUGACACCCAUAGAUAUAAGUUCUUAGAACUGGAUGUGGGUUUGGUGAUAAUGUCGCAGCUAAAAGGGAAGAAUUUCAUACAAUUAAAGCCGCGGGCGCCAUGCGAAGAUAUCUGUUAUACCUUGAAUUUAGAACUUGUAGAGGGGGAGACCCUGGUCCUGGUCACUUCCCUAUGGGAGGUGGAGUACCGGCCCAGCAAGGGGGAGAAUGUGGCCAUGCUCACAGAGACCGACUGGCUGGAGUCAUAAUGCUGGACCAUUUGAAUGUUUGUCGUUACUGUGGUUUAAAAGUUUGAUGAUGUUGCCAGUGAAAAUACCUAACAGUUCAAAAUGCUACAAUUUAAGCCUGUAUUAUAGUAGAAUAGGAUUUUUGUUUUUUUGUAACUUAUUUUCUGCAAGGUUAAGAAAUAUUGCUCGAUUUGUAAGUACAAACCAUAAUAAAUAUCAAAGAAAAGAUUGGCUAUCUAUGAGUAUAUAUUUAAUCUACUUUUGAAUUAAUAUAACGUGUAAAAAAUUAA